CCGGAAUCCCUUAUUAAUUUUAUCCCCAAAUUUUACCCAUUGGAACCUCUAAAAUUUCCCCCUAAAAUCUCCCCCUAAAAUGGGUAUCCCCAAAACAUAUCUAAUUUUUCCCCCAAAUCGAAAUCCCCAAAUCAAAAUCCUUCCACCAUUUCCGUGUCGCCAUACUGAUCUGUAAUCCUCAGCAUCUCUCUCACUGCAUUUCUUGCUUCUCUAAAUCUCCAUCUCUAAAUCUCUUUCUCUAAAUCUCCAUCCCUUUGAUUUUCGCCGAAAUCUAAAACUUCUAUUUUUUUGACCGGCGAUGGGAAAGAAAAGGGAGUGGAUGGUUCUCGACGGUGAAAAAAGUGUUCAAAUCAUCUCGCAAAGACUUGCCAGACAAAAAAGUUGAUUUGAUUGCCCUCUGGUCGACGAAACAGGCACAGCAGCACUGCAAGGAAGAAAAGCAGAGAGGUUUAAAUUAGACACUGCAGAUACAGUUUCAUACUUCCAGCUCCAAUCCAAAAGCACAAAGAUAUUACCCACACGUCACUCUCCAACUGUAUAAAUACGCGGUUUUGCCGGCAAAACCAAAAAAUAUUAAGCUCUUGCAAAUUUGGGUUUAACAAUGGAGGAGGGUUUUGGCCUCUGUUCAUUGUUUCUCUAAUAAAACCUCAAGGGUCUUUUUAUAAUAUUGAAUUUGGAAGGUUGUUUGGGGAGGGGGAGUGAAAUUGAAUGGCGGUGGAGUACAAAUGUUGUGGAACGGAUUUCUUUAUUCAUAAAUUGUUUGGGUUUGAUGUCGGGUCCUACUUUGAGUCUUGUUGACCUUGAGGUUCUUGCUAUGUCUGGUACUCCCAACGAUCGUAGACAUGCUGCAAAGAUAUUGCCUGUUGUCAGAAAACAGCAUUUGUUGCUUAGUACACUACUUCUAUGCAAUGCUGCUACAAUGGAGGCACUUCCCAUUUUCCUUGAUAGCUUGGUUACUGCUUGGGGUGCUAUCCUGAUAUCAGUGACCUUGAUUCUUCUAUUUGACUCAGCCCUCAAUCUCGAUGAACAAAUCUCGCAACUGAUGCAAUGUAAGCCACUUUCGGAGCAGCAGGUUUGAGUUUUUGUUGGAUGCAUGGUCCAGGAUUAGCUGAAUUCAUGCGUAGUGACGACUUGUUUAAGCUAAUUGCUUAUCUUAAAGAGUGCAUUCUAUCAUUAUUUUGUUCUAUUUGUAUUUUGUUAGAUUUCUGGUGUAGUAUGAUAAGUACGGUAUUUUGUUUGAUUGUUAUUGAUAAACUUUUUGUUUGGCGGGAUAUGUAUUUAUAUCAUAGAUUAUUCUUCUUCUCAA
This is a messenger RNA of Gossypium arboreum, 1306 nucleotides long. RefSeq names its product DUF21 domain-containing protein At2g14520-like. The record is from RefSeq and is a predicted model, not a curated record. The transcript is spliced from 7 exons. Bases 770 to 1078 code for a protein of 102 amino acids. Gene Ontology annotation, cellular component: intracellular membrane-bounded organelle. NCBI's taxonomy places the organism in Eukaryota, Viridiplantae, Streptophyta, Magnoliopsida, Malvales, Malvaceae. Gene Ontology annotation, biological process: magnesium ion homeostasis.